ACUCUCCCUUCCAACGGGAAACAAGAUGGCGGCGGCGGGCCCGAGUACGCGGGCCUCUUCCGCGGCGGCCGCGGCCGCUCUGGGGCGGCGAGGCCGGCGGGGCCGCUGCGACGAGAUGGCGGCCGCCAAGCCCGGGGCCGCGGGCCCGGCGUCUGGGCCUGCGCUGCUGGUGUUACCGCCGCCGGUGCCGCCCGUGCCGCCGCCGCCCGCGGGCUGCGCCGGCUGCCUGGAGAGCCCGGGCGAAGCGGCGGCCCUGCCGUGCGGCCAUUCGCUGUGCAGGGGCUGCGCCCAGCGCGCCGCCGACGCCGCGGGCCCGGGCUGUCCGCGCUGCCGCGCCCGCGGCCCGGCCUGGAGCCGCCGUCGGGCCCGCGACGACGCCCCGGCCGCCGCCGAGGGGCCGAGCGAGCGCGCCCGCCGCGGCCAGCCCGAGCGCUGCCGCCCGCGCCGGGACGGGGGCGCGGCCGCGGCGAGGCCCAGGCCGGAGCCCGAGCCGCGCGCUGCGCCCGCGGAACCAGAGUUUAUCUUCAGAGCACCAAUCAAGCUAAGCAAGCCCGGGGACCUUCGUGAGGAGUAUGAAAACCUGAGAAAGCUCAGAGAAGAAAAGUUACAGGAGGAAAAAACCUCUGAAGAUCAAAUCUACAAGCCAUUACCAGAGGCUGCUGAAGCAGGGAAAAAGAAAACGGAAGAGCAGAGGAAAAGGGAUGAGUCCUCAGUCCCGAAAACAAAUCGAGAACAUUGUCCUGCACGGCUCUCAGACUCUGAGAAUGAAGAACCUUCUCAAGGCCAGAUGACGCAGACUCACCGCUCGGCGUUUGUUUCCAAGAACAAUUCCUACUCCUUAGCUUUCCUGACCGGGAAGCUGACCUGUAUGGCAGAGAGGAGCCAGAGCUGUGGCGACGCCACUCAGGACAGAACCAAGGGCAGACUCAGGGUGGCUGCAGCCAGCAAGGCUAAGGUCACAACUAUAACCCCAGCUUCCAACCCCAUCAUCGGUGUCCUCCUGUCCACCCAGAACAACCGCUGCCUCUCGGCGCCAGACUUGACUGUGGAAAAGCGUCUGCCCUUCAGCUCCCUCUCCUCCCUGGCACCCCUGCAUAAGCCAGAGCGCUCCAUCAGCCCCGAGAGCAACGACAGCAUCUCGGAGGAACUCAACCACUUCAAGCCCAUCGUCUGCUCCCCGUGUACCCCUCCCAAGAGGCUCCCUGAUGGCCGUGUGCUCAGCCCCCUCAUCAUUAAGUCAACGCCCCGCAACCUCACCAGGAGCUUGCAGAAGCAGACCACGUACGAGGCCAGCCCACGCGUCCUCAGGAAGUGGGAGCAGAUCUUCCAGGAGCGGCAGAUCAAAAAGACCCUUUCGAAAGCCACCCUCACCUCCCUGGUUCCUGAAACGGCGGAAGAAUCACCAGGGUCGGAAGUUAACCAUCCUGGCAGGGAGAUGCUUCAGCUGGCAGCAGAUCCCGCCCUGUCUGCAGAGCGAGCAUCAGCCGAGUGUCCCGGCCUUGUCCCUCACAUUGGCCAAACAAAAGCAGAGCAGGAUGGUGCAGGACAAAGGAGCCCUGUGGAAACCUCCUGUUGCUCAGAACUCAGAGCAGGGGCUGGUGGGAAUGUGCUGGACAGGGGAUGGUGUGAGGGGUCCAGGACCACCCCCGAAGCCAAAGCAGACAUGAUGGGUGUAAGCACGGCCCUGAGAGUCUCAGGGGUGAACUCAGUGCUCCCAAAACACAGUCUUGUGGGCGCAGCCCUCAGACCCAACAAGCAGCUGAAUCCUCUGAAGCCCUCUGACCUGGCUAACGGCAUCCUAACAGAAGGCCUGGGUGAGGAGCCACCGCCUUCCUCGCGUCGGGGCCGGAAGCGACACUGCAAGACCAAACAUCUGGAGCACAAUGGCUCCCUGAAGAAAUUGAGACCCACCACAAUGACGGUGGGGGCAGGGGGCGAGGUGAGCCCUGCUCCUACAGAACCCACAGAGCCCAUGCUGCGGGCCUCAAUGGAGCAGAAGGCACGGCAGGUGGAGGAGGACCGCCAGCUGGCCUUGCACCUGCAGCGCGUGUUCGACAGCGAGCGACGGACCGUGAGCCGGCGUAAAGGAAGCACUGACCAGUACCUCCUGCGCUCCAGCAGUGUGGCCGGGGCCAAGUAGCACUCAGCAAGUUGUGUGACCUGCAACUCAGAGCUCUUUGGCCUCCAAUUAUGUCUGCACAAGAACUGAGUGUUCUCAGUUAGGGUUUCUCUUGAUGGCAAAGCACUAAGGUGGUUUGGUAUGGUGCCGGGCCCCUUCGUGGUUCAUGUCCCAAGGGAUCUGCUUCUCUGUGUCUUUGUCAUCCAGCCUCCUGAGUGACCCACCCACCCCUGAGGGCUUCUGGGCCAAAUCUGGCAGCCUCACCUGACAUGAGAAGGCUGGCCUUGUUUAGGUGGGUAAGUGGCCAGCGUUGCAAAUGGUAGAGGAGAGAGGGGAAUACCUUUUGAGAUGGGUAGGCCUUCUGACUCCUUCGAGCAGGGUGCUGGUUUAAAUCGGGUUUUCAGAGGGAAAUUCACCCUCUUUUCCAAGAAGCAGCACAGCUCCUCAGCAGAUCCAGAAUGAGAUGGCCUUUGUUGCUGUCCCCUACCUUCCCCCCCUGUGGCCAACACCAGUCCCCACCCAAGUUAGGGGAGCAUGUUGCCUCCACCCACAUGAGAGAAGACCAUGCAGUUCACGCUGUGUGCUUGGUUGAGCCGGGCUUCACAGAGGCCGGCUGGCUGACUGACUGGCUGGGUCCUCCAGAGGGAUCUCGUGGGCCAGAGCCAUUAGCCCAAACUCUGGGAUGGAACUACAGCACAGGUGUUCGGGUCCUCUCAGCUGCCAGGGGACAGAACCCAGCCUCAGUGCUGGGUCUCCUGACAACAAAUCCCAUGGAUUUUCUACACUGAGAGGUUGCCCAAUCGGUUAUGCCUGGGGCACACCCCAAGAAAGCUGGCUGGGCCCUAUACAUCCAUGGCGCAGGCUCUGGGGUGGAUGAGUCCAGUGGAGGAGAUGGAGGGACACAGAUGGCACUCUCCUCUCCUCUCCGCCCACAGCUCACAGCCCGUUUCCCUUGGGGCCCCAGCCUGUGAGACAUGCUAUGAUGGGGGCUUCAGAGUGUUUCCCUCAGGGCCCAUGGUCCUCGAUGAGGCUGAUGUCAGGCCCUAGCAACCCAUCCUGAGGCCAGGUGAGAAAUAAGGCUGAACCGCCUCCAUGCUGUGGAAACAAGGUUAUCUAGCUGGAUGCAGCUGGUAGAUUGAGUCCCAUGGACCUGCGGGGUUUCUUGUCCUUAGCAGCUGACACCGUGUGUCUUUUGCAUCCCUGGUGGUGCUUGGUGCUUCUGCCCAUCUGGGCUCAUUGAGAAAUAGGGAUUAUGAGAUGAUUUCUGGGAAUCUCAGAUGGGCUGGCAUUCCUGUGUAUAUAUGAACUGUCACUAUAAAAUCACAUGACUGGCAUUUUCACAGACUUGUGUCCCAGUGUGUGCUGUCCUCCUUGAGUAGCCUCUUCAGGAUACCGCAUCGUUUUCCCAGUGUUGAAACCAUAGCUGAGAGCAUUACUGGAACUGUCUUCAGUGUCUAGAAACUUCUAGAAACGUAGACUCCUAACAGGCUCUGCCUGGAAGGGCCCUCAGUGGCCAUCUGUUCCAGCUGCCGCCUCUUACUAAGGAAGAGGCUGGGGUCUAGGCCUCUGACACACUGGUCACUACAGCACCACCUUCUUUUGGUUCCUCUCAGAUUUGCCCUCCGUCUGUCUUCUCAGGGUAGAGCUUGAAUCUUUUGGGGUUUGCAGGAGGGAGAAGUUGAAGCUUGAAGCUCUCCAGAAGCUCUCGAAGUCUCUGGGAAGGGGAAGUCUGGAGCCCCAGAUGGUGCAGCUGCAGAGCAGGCCUGGCUGCCCCGUGUGUCUUAGAGCUCCCAGAGAAAUGUUCGCAAGGUCUCAGGCAUGUGAUGUGGAGUCCCGUUAGUGACUGCUUGGGUGAGGAACAAAUGUUGCUUAUCAAAAUCUAUGUAUUUUUGUGUG
Messenger RNA from Ochotona princeps (American pika), 4015 nucleotides. It is a transcript of the gene RNF169, whose product is annotated as ring finger protein 169. The transcript is spliced from 6 exons. Bases 26 to 2140 code for a protein of 704 amino acids. Gene Ontology annotation, molecular function: ubiquitin-protein transferase activity; nucleosome binding. NCBI's taxonomy places the organism in Eukaryota, Metazoa, Chordata, Mammalia, Lagomorpha, Ochotonidae. Gene Ontology annotation, cellular component: site of double-strand break; nucleus. Gene Ontology annotation, biological process: double-strand break repair. The record is from RefSeq and is a predicted model, not a curated record.